Umbelopsis ramanniana AG is the source of this 529-nucleotide messenger RNA. RefSeq lists its product as uncharacterized. Gene Ontology annotation, cellular component: ribosome; cytosolic small ribosomal subunit. Bases 48 to 302 code for a protein of 84 amino acids. The record is from RefSeq and is a predicted model, not a curated record. Gene Ontology annotation, biological process: translation; ribosomal small subunit assembly. Lineage: Eukaryota; Fungi; Mucoromycota; Umbelopsidomycetes; Umbelopsidales; Umbelopsidaceae. The transcript has 3 exons. Gene Ontology annotation, molecular function: structural constituent of ribosome; RNA binding.
CAGACAGACCGUCUUUCCCAUUGCUUCCCAUAGCGCAUUUCAUAAAUAUGACUCUCGCAGUAGAUUUGUUGAAUCCCUCAUUUGAGCAAGAAAAGCAAACAUACAAGCUCAAGCGUCUCGUGCAGUCUCCCGACUCUUACUUCAUGGAUGUCAAGUGUCCAGGCUGUUUCAAUAUUUCGACAGUCUUCAGUAAUGCGCAAACAGUUGUCCUCUGUAGCUCCUGUGCCACCGUCCUUUGCCAACCUACUGGUGGACGUGCGCGCUUGACUGAAGGUUGUUCUUUCCGCCGAAAAAUGGCGUAAAGCCUUGCUUUAUGUACUUGUACAACGCUGGCAGUUGUAUGAAAUAUACAACGACAACUCAAAAGUUCUCUUACAACUGGUGGUUUUUUGCGUUUUUGCUCCUUAUAUCAAUCUCACUUCAAAGCCAAGGUGCUCCUAGGAUUUUUAUAUUUUUCCACUCUAAACAGUUACAGUAGAGCGUCCAUACCAGGCUGUUCCAAUUUAAUAAACAACGGCAUUAUAACAUA